Messenger RNA from Penicillium roqueforti, 1203 nucleotides. Its product is annotated as lytic polysaccharide monooxygenase AA11 family protein. NCBI's taxonomy places the organism in Eukaryota, Fungi, Ascomycota, Eurotiomycetes, Eurotiales, Aspergillaceae. The record is from RefSeq and is a predicted model, not a curated record. Bases 1 to 1203 code for a protein of 400 amino acids. The transcript has a single exon.
AUGUUUAUCACCUCCAACUACAUCGCUGCCCUGAUGGGCGCUUCCAUGGUCAACGCCCACAUGAUCAUGAGCGUCCCCGUCCCUUAUAGCAAGGACAGUCUCAACAACUCGCCUCUGGCAGCAGAUGGCAGUGACUUCCCAUGCAAGCUUCGCGAUAACGCCUUCGAGGCUCCCGAGACCGAGACCAUCAUCGCAAUCGGCGAGUCGCACCCUCUGUCCUUCAUCGGCAGCGCCACCCACGGCGGUGGUUCCUGCCAGAUCAGUCUGACCACCGACCUGCAACCCUCCAAGACCUCCGAGUGGAAAGUCAUCAAGUCCUUCGAGGGUGGCUGCCCUGCCAAUGUUGAUGGCAACAUGUCUGGCGGCGCCGACGUCGUCGAUCCCUACUCUUUCAACUUCACCAUUCCCGACGGAAUCUCCGCUGGCAAAUACACUCUCGCCUGGACCUGGUUCAACCGCAUCGGUAACCGCGAGAUGUACAUGAACUGCGCCCCAAUCACUGUCUCGGGUGGCUCCUCCAAGCGCUCCCCUGAGGAAUUCGAGAAACGCGCUGCUAGUUUCCCGCCCAUGUUCGUCGCAAACGUCAAUGGCUGCACCACCCCGGAGAGUGUCGAUAUCCGCUUCCCCCAGCCAGGUGACGAUAUCGAGUAUGACGGUGAACCCGCUAACCUUGCCGCGGAGGGCUCCGAGGCUUGCACCGGUACCGCUACCUUCGGCGGCUCCGCUAUCACUGCUUCUUCGAGCUCCUCUAGCUCUGGCUCGGAAUCUGGCUCCAGCUCAUCCGUCGCUUCCUCCAGCUCUACUUCCGCCCCCGCAGAGAGCGCCUCCACCGCAGCCACCACGGUAUCCGCCGCCCCAGUCCCAGAAGCUACUUCUUCGAGUGCACCCGUUGACCCCGAGCCCGUGGCCUCCUCAACAACUGCCGCAGCUCCCGCGACAUCCUCUUCGUCCUCUGGAUCCACCUCCGGUGCCCUGACGGGUAGCUGCAGUACCGAGGGUGAGUGGAACUGCAUUUCAGGCACCUCCUUCCAGCGCUGUGCUUCUGGCACCUGGUCCGCUGCUCAGCAGAUGGCGACCGGCACGGCUUGCAACGCUGGUCAGAGCGAGGAGCUUGUUAUCAGCGCUAGUAAGAAGGCGCGUCAUCUCUCCAGCAUGCGCUUCCGUAAUCGCGCGUUCGGUGUUCACCAUGCCCACUCUAUCUAA